Messenger RNA from Sphaeramia orbicularis (orbiculate cardinalfish), 1447 nucleotides. RefSeq names its product ring finger protein 115b (gene rnf115b). Gene Ontology annotation, biological process: ubiquitin-dependent protein catabolic process. The coding region runs from base 46 to 945 and encodes 299 amino acids. Gene Ontology annotation, cellular component: nucleus. The transcript is spliced from 9 exons. NCBI's taxonomy places the organism in Eukaryota, Metazoa, Chordata, Actinopteri, Kurtiformes, Apogonidae. The record is from RefSeq and is a predicted model, not a curated record. Gene Ontology annotation, molecular function: ubiquitin protein ligase activity.
UAUGGGCUUACACGCCGACGUCAGAGGCUGCGCUUCACCGUGAAGAUGGCGGAGGCAGCCGAAACACCACAACACCGGUUUUUCUGUCACUGCUGUAAAUGUGAAACAAACCCCAAACUCCCGGACUUCAUCUGCUCCAGAUGUGAGUCGGGUUUCAUUGAGGAGGUAGAAGAAGACUCCAGUCUCUUGCAGGACAGUACAUCAGCAGCCAGUGAGGAGUCAAACUCCUUGUUCUCAGAAUUAUGGCAGCUGCUGUUCAUGGAGCGCUCCGCUCUGCUGUCACAUCCGCCAUCUUCAGAGUCAAACCCGAACGACAGCGAGCAGGACUCUGCAGGUCAGAGCCUUCCUUCUCCACUGUCUUCAGAAGCUGCUGAGGUUAGAGAAGAGGUCAGAGAACCAGAGUCGUCUUCUCUGCCUGAACUAGAGAGGUCAUCCCGUCCUGAGCAAAGGCCAGCAGUGGAAGGGAUCGUGCAGCAGUUCUUGACUGGCCUGUUUGCGAACAACGGAAACCCUGGUGCUGCACCAGCCGCACUAUCUAGUAUGCUUCAGUUGCACUCAAACCCAGCAGAUUAUGCUUGGGGUCAGGGAGGUCUGGACGCUGUCAUAACAGAGUUGUUGGGACAGCUAGAAAACACAGGUCCACCCCCUGCAGAAAAGGAGAUGAUCUCAUCCCUGCCAACAGUCUGCAUCUCUCAAGAACAGACAGACUGCAGACUUGAGUGUCCAGUAUGUAGAGAGGAGUACUCAUUGGGGGAAUCUGUCAGGAAGCUACCCUGCCUCCAUUACUUCCAUAGUGAAUGUAUAGUGCCUUGGCUGGAGCUGCACGAUACCUGCCCAGUAUGCCGCAAAAGCUUAGACGGUGUCGAUAACAGCCUCCUGCCCACAUCAGAACCCCCAGAAAGCCGUUCCAUCAGGACAGAGCAACAGGAGAGGCAGGCGAUCUGAGAAACGGGCCAAACAACUCUACCUCUGAUGAUGUUUUCAGAAACAUACUUUUUCUUGGCUCAACCUCAGGUUUCCUUAUCUGUGGACUAGAAUACAUUAUGCAUCACAGUCAAGUAUUUUAGCUUAAAUCUCACUUGAUUUAUGCAUCUCUGCUAAGGACCUUUAUGUUUUCUACUCCAACAUCUUUGCCAUUUUUAAGCUACACACAAAUGGACCUGGGCAGUUUGCUGACAAGAUGUGGAGGUGAAGUGUCCUUCUCGCUACACUGCCCUCUUAGGGGGUUUUCUGAAUGACUGCCUCAGAUGUCACGAACUAAUCACCACUGAGCUGCCAGUGGGUGUCAAAAAGAUGGGAAUUCAGAGUUAUGAAGCACUGCUUUUGCAUAAAAGCUGUUGGUGAGACGUUUCCUUAACGCAGUAGGCUGUUGACCUUUUCAACCUGGUCUGAUUCACUGUUCCUCUUUACAUAAAGCUGUAAUUAAAGACCAACUCUGUGACCCGUA